Molecule: messenger RNA, 1658 nt
Organism: Mercurialis annua (annual mercury)
Lineage: Eukaryota; Viridiplantae; Streptophyta; Magnoliopsida; Malpighiales; Euphorbiaceae
Product: pentatricopeptide repeat-containing protein At1g02370, mitochondrial
Exons: 2
Coding region: 95-1630 (511 amino acids)
Cellular component (GO): mitochondrion
Molecular function (GO): protein binding
Source: RefSeq, a predicted model, not a curated record
ACAACGUUUAAUAUAGCGAAAAAUGUAGCCAAAACCUGAAAUAAAACCCUAGCAAAACCCCUAAUUCUUCGUUCAUCGGAAAAUCCCACAGGUCAUGGCGAAGAACCCACGCCGACUAAUAUCAUGGUUAACAAGGCAGCUUUUCACGGCGGCAGAUGCCACAGCUGAGGCGGCGGAGGCCACAGCAGAGGCGGCUCCUCGAGCUGCGACUUCCUCGAAAAAUCCGGAAAGGCUGUACCGGAAGUUAUCGGCUCUAGGAGCGACCGGAGGCAGCGUGUCAAAGACAUUAAAUGAGUAUAUAAUGGAAGGCAAAAAUGUAGCAAAAGUAGAACUCACUCGUUGCAUCAAAGAGCUUCGCAAAUAUCGAAGAUUUGAUCACGCUCUUGAGAUAAUGGAAUGGAUGGAGAAGCGAAAAAUGAAUUUUUCGAAUGCGGACUAUGCGAUACGAAUAGAUCUUAUAGCGAAAGCUAAAGGCGUACCGGCCGCGGAGGAUUACUUCACCGGACUGCCGCCAUUGGCGCAAAAUCACCACGGCUCAUAUGGUUCUCUGUUGAAUUCAUACUGUAAGGAGCUAAUGACUGAUAAGGCAUUAGCUCAUUUUGAAGAAAUGGAUAAGAGGAAAUUUAUUACUUCCUCUUUACCUUUCAAUAAUCUCAUGUCAUUGUAUAUGAGAUUAGGUCAACCUGAGAAAGUGCCUGGUUUAGUUGAUGAUAUGAAGAAGAGGAAGAUUUCUCCAUGUUCUUUUACUUAUAACAUUUGGAUGCAGAGUUAUAGUUGUUUGGAUGAUGUCGAGGGAGCGGAGAGGGUUCUUAAUGAGAUGGUUAAAGAUUUAGGGGAAGAUAAUAUGGGGUGGACGGCUUAUAGUAAUCUCGCCGCUGUUUAUUUGAAAGCGGGAGAUUUAGAGAAAGCUGAAUCGGCUCUUAAAAUGUUGGAGAAGAGGAUGGGAUUUCGUAAUCGGGAAGCGUAUCAUUUUUUGAUCAGCUUGUAUGCUGGUACAGGUAAUGCUAGUGAGGUGAAUCGGAUAUGGGAGUCGUUGAAGUUGAGUUUCUAUUCGGUUCCGAAUUUGAGUUACCUUGUCAUUCUUCAGGCGUAUGCGAAACUGAAUGAUGUUGACGCAGUUGCUAAACUGUUUGCGGAAUGGAAAGCUGGCUGUACGAGUUAUGAUACGAGGUUGGCAAAUGUCGCUAUACGAGUGUAUUUAGAGCAUGACAUGUAUGAAGAAGCUGAAGUGAUCUUUGAGGAGGCACUUGCGAGAAAUAGAGGACCGUUCUUUAAGUCGCGGGAGAGGUUCAUGGUUUUCUUCUUGAAGAUUCAUCAGCUGGAUUUGGCUUUGAAGCAUAUGAAAGCAGCUUUUGCGGAAUCUAAAGAGUAUGAGUGGGCACCACUUGAAAGCACAGUGAAUGCAUUUUUUGAUUAUUUUUGCAAAGAGAAAGAUGUUAAUGGUGCUGAGAAGUUCUGCAAUAUCUUGAAGCAUAUUAAUCGUCUUGACGCUAAUGCGUAUAGUUUGCUCCUUAAGACUUACACAGCUGCUGGUAAACCGGCUCCUGAUAUGCGCGCCAGGCUCAAAGAAGAUAAUAUUGAUGUUAGCAAUGAGCUUGAGAACUUGCUUGAAAGAGUCUCUGACAAAUAGGUUAUAAAUUUUCAGAUCUUGAGCAACA